AUGUCGUGGGUAUUCAAGCAAUCCCUCUGGGCACUGCUUGGUAGUAUUGCUCUGAUGCUCCUAGCUCAUGCCCAGGAUCAAUCAGGCUUCAUAAGUAUAGAUUGUGGUCUAGAGCAAAGUCCCGGCUACACAGAAAGAAUUACCGGCAUUUACUACAUUUCAGACUCCUCUCUAACAGAUACAGGAGACAGCAAGUCCAUAUCGCUCGAUUACAGAGAUCAAUUUACACGGCCCUUCUGGUUCCUUAGGAGCUUUCCCCGAGGAACCAGAAACUGCUACAGCAUAAGCCUUACGGGCGGCGCUAAAUAUUUGAUCCGAGCAAGCUUCGUGUAUGGAAAUUACGAUAGCCAGAAAGGUAAUUUACCAGAAUUUGAACUACAUCUUGGAGCUACUCUGUGGGAUUCAGUGGCGUUUUCGAAUGCGUCCAGCAUCACCAUCAAGGAGCUCUUGCAUACCCCUGCGCAAAACCAUAUACAUAUUUGUUUGGUCAACAUCGGCACUGGGGUUCCGUUUAUAUCAGCAAUCGAACUCAGGCCUUUACCCACUGCAUCUUAUCCAACACAGAUGCCCAAACAGUCCUUGGCACUUCUGUUGCGCUAUGACGUUGGUCAAACGGCUAAUACAGCUGGAUAUAGGUGAG
Messenger RNA from Prunus avium (sweet cherry), 640 nucleotides. NCBI's taxonomy places the organism in Eukaryota, Viridiplantae, Streptophyta, Magnoliopsida, Rosales, Rosaceae. The record is from RefSeq and is a predicted model, not a curated record.